GAAGAGUCAAAAAACAACAAUGGCAAAAAGCAACCAAAAACCUCAUGCAAUAGUAAUUCCAUGCCCAUUUCAAGGCCACAUAAAUCCUAGUAUUCACCUUUCACUAAAACUUGCAACAAAAGGCUUUACCAUAACAUUUAUCAACACAAAGUACACCCAUGCCCAAAUAACCAAAUCACAACAAUUAGACCAAACUCAUAACAUAUUUGCAAAAUUUCAAGAACUUGGCCUUGACAUACAUUAUCAAACAGUUUGUGAUGGUUUUCCCUUAGAAUUUGAUCGAUUUUCGGGGUUGAAUACCGAGAAGUUUUGGGAAGGAUUUUUACUAAAUUACCCUUGUCAUGUUGAUGAAAUUAUUGGGAAGUUAGUAGAAUUGGAUAGUCCUAGACCAACUUGUUUGAUUGUUGACACUUUCUAUGGUUGGGGGACAACAAUUGCUAAUAAGUAUGGACUUGUUAGUGUUUCAUUCUUCACUCAACCUGCUUUGGUGUUUACUAUAGACUAUCAUCUUGACCUUUUGCUCAAAAAUGGUCAUUUUGGCUCAAUUGAUAAUAGAAAGGAUACCAUAGAUUAUAUACCAGGAAUUUCAGCAAUUGAUCCAAGUGAUUUACCUUCAUAUUUACAAACAAAAGAGACAUCAACUAUUCUUCAUCAAAUUAUCUACAAAGGUUUUGAAGAAGCCAAGAAAUCAGACAUUAUAAUUUGUAACACAAUACAAGAACUUGAAUCCAAAGUAAUUUCAACAUUCCAAGAAAAAACAAAAAAACCCUUUUUUGCUAUUGGUCCAAUUUUUCAUGAUCAUCAAGUCAACUCAUCAAAAAAUGUCAAAAUUUCCAAAAGUUUUUGGCCAGAGUCAAAUUGUUUGGAAUGGCUAAACACUAAACCUAAAUCCUCAGUGUUAUAUUUUUCACUUGGUAGCUUGUGUAGUUUAAGCAAAGAAGAUGUUAUGGAAUUUGCUCAAGGAUUAUUGCUUAGCAAAGUGGAAUAUUUUAUUUGGGUACUUAGACCUAAUUUGGCGAUUACGGACGAAACGGAUAAUUAUUUACCAGCUGGAUUUCAAGAAAAUGUAGAUCGGGGGUUGAUCGUACCGUGGUGUGAUCAACGGGCCGUAUUGUCGCAUUCGGCAAUUGGAGGGUUUCUGACACAUUGUGGAUGGAAUUCGAUUCUGGAGAGUUUAUGGGCAAGUGUACCAAUGAUAUGUCAUCCUAUAAGUGUUGAUCAACAAACUAAUAGAAAGUUGGUGGUUGAUGAUUGGAAAGUUGGGAUUAAUCUUUGUGAUAAUUAUGAUAUUAAUAAUAAAUCAAUUAUAACAAAGGAGGAAAUAGCAAAAAAGAUUAAUUUUCUUAUGAGUGAAGAAAAUUCAAAAGAUUUGAGGAAGGUUAUAAAGGAAGUGAAAAAAACUAUGGAAAUUGCAUUAUUAGCCAAUGGAAGUUCAGAGAAAAACUUUGAUUUGUUUGUUGAGGAUGUAAUGGCCAAAACAAAAAUGGCUAUUUUUUAAAACUUAAUCUACAUUAUAUGGCUACUUUUGUAAUAAAGCCUUGAAUGUCACAAUUGUUUUUGGGAUUUCUCAUCUUUUUUACCACAUUGUUUAUAUAAUGGAAAAUGAAAA
Solanum stenotomum is the source of this 1609-nucleotide messenger RNA. RefSeq names its product UDP-glycosyltransferase 86A1-like. The record is from RefSeq and is a predicted model, not a curated record. The transcript is spliced from 2 exons. Gene Ontology annotation, molecular function: UDP-glycosyltransferase activity. NCBI's taxonomy places the organism in Eukaryota, Viridiplantae, Streptophyta, Magnoliopsida, Solanales, Solanaceae. Bases 20 to 1498 code for a protein of 492 amino acids.